AUGCGUAACCUGCGUACUUGGCCCUCUGAUGACCAGAAUAUUUGCUCGGACUUAGGCACCUCCUUACGAAGUCCAGUGCUUAAAUUCACAGAGAUGAGCUCCACAAUCAUCCCUGAAUCCCCCCAGACACGGCCUCGAUUCAACCGACGGAUUACUUUCACCCAUGGUGACUUCAAGGCUAAUAUUCUUGUCGGGGAUGGUCAUUUAUCGGCGUUUCUUGAUUGGGAGUCUGCUCACUGGUACCCCGAAUACCGGGAUUCUACGAGUGCGAUGAGAUACGGAAAGAGCAGCUGGUGGAGUACGACGGGGAGUUAG
Penicillium concentricum is the source of this 315-nucleotide messenger RNA. RefSeq lists its product as uncharacterized. The transcript has 2 exons. The record is from RefSeq and is a predicted model, not a curated record. The coding region runs from base 1 to 315 and encodes 104 amino acids. Lineage: Eukaryota; Fungi; Ascomycota; Eurotiomycetes; Eurotiales; Aspergillaceae.